CUGGUUGUUUCUAAGCCAAUGCACCUAAUCAAUAUAACGCUAUUAAAAUAAAAGUGAGGAUGAAACAGUGUGAUGGCAGCAGUUCCGAUGUUGGAUUUCCUUCGUAACCGGCGCAGUCGUGGAUAAAGUUACAUACGACAGGCCCUGCAGCUGUCGCCCUGAUCAGGAUAGGAUGUUAGACAACAAAUAAAAAAAAAGUUGGGAGACGGGUAGCUUGUCCUUUAAUAGUGCCUUUGACGACGUGCUCUUAAGAUUCUGAGGAAACAUGGAAUCUGAAAAUAUGAGUUUUUCCCACAGUGUGGAUCAGAGCCACGAGUCCAGGAUUGGACCGGGGUUACGGAAGUACGUCUGUGAGCUUACACUGGAUCCCAAAACACCGCAUGGAGUUCUGUCUCUGUCUGAAGGCAACAGAAGGGUGACAUUUGACGGAGAGAGCCAGUAUAGACCAGGUGGCCCAGGGAAAUUUACCGCCUGGCCUCAAGUCCUGUGUAGCCAGGGUCUCUCUGCUCAAUGUUACUGGGAGGUUGAGUGGACUGGAAAUAGAGCUGAGAUAGGAGUGGCGUACAAAGCGAUACGCAGGAAUGAUGACACUGCCGAUUGUCGGCUUGGAGCUAAUGAUAAGUCCUGGAUUCUGUGCUGCACCAAUAAUAGCUCCUCAGCUUACCACAAUAAACAGGAGAGUGCUGUCGGUUUACCGCCCUCCUCCAGAGUAGGAGUCUAUCUGGACUGGGUGGGCGGAAUUCUGUCCUUCUACAGCAUCUGCUGUGGGAAAAUGACCCCUUUGCACACGUUCCACUCCCAUUUCACUCAGCCUGUACAUCCAGCAUUUGGGCUGUACACUCUUGGUUGCUCUGUGCACAUUUGCCAGCUGAAAUGAUUGUCUUGGGGAAAAAAAGACUCGUACAAAAUCACUGCUGGACUGGGAUUAAAAAUGAGUUUCUCAGCAUGUCAUAAAAAGUUAUACCCUAAUUUCAGCUGAUUCCCAAACUGCACAGAAUGUAUCAACUCUACCCUAGAAAAAUGAGCAUGUGUGUAUUUCUGCAGGAAAGUAUGUAAUGACUCAAUUGUACAUAUACAUGUAUGUAUAAUUUGUAAAUCUUAUUGCCCACAAUUCAUAAAAUCUUAUUUUGUGAAAACCCAGAAUCAGGUUAAGCAUUAACCAUUCUCUGUGAUCUGUGUACACUACUUUACAGUGUUCAGGAAAAUGUGAUAAACAAGAAUUAUAUAUUUGUGCAUGAACUUUUAUGAAUGCAAGAAUAUAUUUUUUCAAAAUGUUAAUAUAAUGCUUUGUAAUAUGUAACAUUUUUAGUAAGACAAGAUUCAACAGUAUAAUCCAGCUCUCAAAGGAUAAAACAUACAGUACAGAUAACUAAAAUACAUGUUAUAAUCAGGGUCUGGAAACAUUUUUCAAUGUGACCGAAAACUGAAGUCAUAUAAAGAUCCUAGAGAUGGGUGAA
Brienomyrus brachyistius is the source of this 1457-nucleotide messenger RNA. Its product is annotated as stonustoxin subunit beta-like. The record is from RefSeq and is a predicted model, not a curated record. Gene Ontology annotation, molecular function: protein binding. Bases 266 to 877 code for a protein of 203 amino acids. The transcript has 4 exons. NCBI's taxonomy places the organism in Eukaryota, Metazoa, Chordata, Actinopteri, Osteoglossiformes, Mormyridae.